UCUCGAGCCAAUUUCUAUUUCUCUUUCAUUCAUCCGUAGUUUACGGCAUUAGCCAAAAAAAAUGGAGAACAAUCCAAGCCAACGUGAUAGCACACUUGGCAACACUCCGAUUAUGACGCAACAGAACUCCCCUAAAAGUUUUUCAACUCUGGAGGCAAGAGACAAAAACACCAAACACACUGGACAAGACCAAGAGAAUGUGGACCUAGAUACAAAAGAGGACAGAAAACGCGAUUUAUCGAGACAGAACAGCCGGGAGCGUAAUAGAACAUCCCGAGGCAGUUGGGACGUAGACAUAUCACAGCAAAAAGACAACCAAGACCCCGCUCAUGCUGGUCUGACGAGGCGUGAUAGUUUUGAAGACGCUAUUUUGUACCCGCGCCCAAAGGAAGGCAGCAAGUCUCCUACGGUCCCGUCAGGUUCUGGCAGUCUGGUGACCCCGGAUGAGAUCUUCGGUCCGAUGUCCCCGAGACGUAGCAUCAGCUUUGAUGGAGCUGCCAGCAGAGGAGGAAACACCGCUUCUAGGGCUGAUAGCAAGAGGACAUCUCGGGUCGUCAGGUCAAACUCCAGGAAGUACUCACGCGCAAGGACGCUGUCUCCUUCUGACGAAGCUCCAUUACGGUCAAUGUCGAGAUUCGAACCCGCAUCACGGCACAUCGACAGAAGCAACAACUCUCGUGUCAACGGAAACAUUCGCGUAGACGAUAAAGAUGCUGCAACUAAUAAUAAAACAAUGAGUGCUCUGAGUAGACAGAGUCACGACCGGCGCUCUGAAAGGUCCUUUGACAAUAGCAGCAGGAAGAUCAAGCUUUACAAUAACAUGAGCAGCUCUCCGAAUGGGGUGGAGGAGGGUUCGGGACUUCUCAACACCACAACUGUGUCGAUAGAGAGAAACAAGUUUACCGAUCAACUUUACAGUUCCAAGAUGGACAGACGCUACGUUUCCCGCCUAAAUGCUUUGUCCCGUGGCUCCUCCUACUACCAUGGCGACAUUGUGGACGACAAUCUACUAAUCUCUGCUACCAAACUGGACAGUACCCUUAUACGUCUCUUCUCCGACCCCAAUCCCCAAGACAAGAACUACCGCGAGCAGCCUGGUACCCUCCUCUUGCCCUACGCAGACUACGCCCAGUCAGAUCUCAUUAGCCUGGACCCCGUCAAGUGGCGCGUGCAGCCCAUGCGCUCGUCUCACAAGGAAGCCCUCGACCACGAGCUCAGCUUCAUCGAGGAGAAUCUGACACCUCGCGACCUCAUCAAGAAGCUGUACGAAGAGGAAGUCCUCACCCUGAUGGACUACAACCAGCUGACCAGGACUGAAGGCCAAGGCGAGAGAGCUGUUACCCGACUCCUGGUCCGGACACUUCAGCGGAGAGGACACAAGGCUUACCCUACCUUUGUGCGAACCUUAGAGAACUUUGGCUACAACCACGUAAGCAACAAACUGAAUGAGACCGAGCUAUUCAUCCGGACAGGGAUGGAGAAGGACCGAGAGUCUUAUGAAAGGAGCAGCAGGAUGGAACAAAUGAAGCACCAACAAGCCCUUGACUUUGACAAAACUUUCAUUAAAAAAUCACACUUUUCACCUCGUGGGCACAUCGGCAACAGCGACCCCCUCAUCAGAACAACCCCGGAUACUUUCACCACGCCCACUAAUGGACACACAAUGAUGGCAAGCACGCAUUCCCCUCGCCGCUCCGACAACAACCAAAGUGGUCUUAGACCUUCUGUAUCUCGGGCUAGCAGCUCCCCAGAAAAAAUCGGAUACCCUAAAGAUAUAGAACAGCAUCUUCAAGGAUUGAACGCCGAGUUGAAGGCACUGCAUGACGACGUCACAGCUCUGAAGACCUCAAGACGCCAGAGCCAAAGUGCACAAAAACCAAGCGAAGAAGACACGCAGGUGAAAAAAGACCACCGCGAUAAGGCACAGAAGAGCGGAUCAUGUACAUUGCUCUGAUGCAUGACUGCCUGGAGAUCUACGCGAUUUUAUGGAUAUGAGGGAAAAGUUUUGUCUUGAAAGUUCAACUGAAAAAGAUGUAAUAUGCAAUUGAAAGUCGUUUCUUCAGACCCUCUGUUAAAGUGUUGCUUCCAUUACCAUAAAACCAAAGCUUUUACAAGAUCGACAGUUUUGCUCAAGGACAUAAUUAGAGCUCUGUCUGGAGGUGUCACUGCAUGUGAAGUAAGAAAAAAAACCCGGAUGAAAAUUGGUUUAUAAGUAGGGGAGAAUGUCGGUGCAUGUAUGUAUGUGUAAGAAUAAUAUGUGUAUGUGUGUGCAUGUAUGCGAGUGUAUAAUACAACUUAGGGGGUUACACACACACAAACACACACACACACACACACACACACACACACACUCAC
Aplysia californica (California sea hare) is the source of this 2355-nucleotide messenger RNA. RefSeq lists its product as uncharacterized. NCBI's taxonomy places the organism in Eukaryota, Metazoa, Mollusca, Gastropoda, Aplysiida, Aplysiidae. The transcript is spliced from 7 exons. The record is from RefSeq and is a predicted model, not a curated record. Gene Ontology annotation, biological process: regulation of apoptotic process. Bases 62 to 1954 code for a protein of 630 amino acids.